Molecule: messenger RNA, 1335 nt
Organism: Galendromus occidentalis (western predatory mite)
Lineage: Eukaryota; Metazoa; Arthropoda; Arachnida; Mesostigmata; Phytoseiidae
Product: synaptotagmin-15
Exons: 11
Coding region: 1-1335 (444 amino acids)
Biological process (GO): calcium-ion regulated exocytosis
Cellular component (GO): exocytic vesicle; plasma membrane
Molecular function (GO): SNARE binding; clathrin binding; calcium ion binding
Source: RefSeq, a predicted model, not a curated record
AUGAUCUCCUCGAAGUCGUUCGCAUCCCAUCCGUACGUUCUCGUCGGCGUCAUAGGAGGAGCCCUGCUAUUGAUGGGAGCGGCUCUGGCGCUCGCCAUCGGAGUACAUCGCAAAAAGCAGCGCAAGCAAUACGAGUGUCUGCCGUACUCGAAUCAGAACCAGGUGUUCACUUACGCGACGGUGUCUCCGCCGGAACGGAAACUCUCCUCCGUGUCCAUACGGAGCAAUGAAAGCAUCUGUAUCUACGCGACGGCGGCAAGUCCCAAUAGUGGGAAUGAUCGCUCCAUUGACUUCGUCGUACCCCCUAUGCUGUCACCGGGCAGUGCGAUGGAGGACCAUCUUUUGACGCCCCUAGGAGACAUGCCUCUCGGCGAACGACUCUCCUUCUCCGGUGCGUCAGGAGAGAAAGCGGCACUUUUGGCAUCCGCAGCUGCUCACCUGUUCGGCGGUCUCAAUCCUGAACUAUACCGAGAGCCUUGCGAUUCGGACGAGUACGACUUCCCAGAAGGACAUCUCGGACGGAUUUGGUUCGGUCUCGACUACGAUGCGCCUACAGAAAGACUACUGGUCAAGAUCGUCAAAUGUCGCAACUUGCCCUCGCGAACGCUAGGACAAUUGAAUUGCUGCGAUCCCUUCAUCAGAAUUUAUCUGAUGCCUGAUGAACGUCGGUAUCUUCAAACGAAGUACAAGAAAAAAACGUGUAAUCCAGUGUUCGACGAAACUUACGUGUUCCAGAUACCGAAUCGACAUAUGGACGAGAGAGUUCUGAAAUUGACCGUUGUCGACAACGAACGCGGGAAGCAUCAUAAUGUCAUCGGACACGCGCUGUUCCCUCUGAAACAGUUGGAUUGGAACUGCGGGGAGAACACCCUCGUCACUUGGAAAGACCUGAACAAAGAGGUAGCCUUGGAAACCCAUGACGAACGCCGAGGAGACCUCCAUAUCGGCUUGGCCUUUCACACGAACCAGGAGAGGUUGACGAUCACCAUCAUGGAAGCGAAGGACCUGCCGGACGUUUUAGCAGGUGACCUGCAUGUGAAGAUAUCGCUUCAGCACGAACACAGGGUUAUCAAGUCGAAGAAAUCGUCCAGUCACAGAGUGGCGCCCGGCGUUCAGCUGAAGUUCAUGGAAUCAUUCGUAUUCAAAGUGAAGCCCAGUCAAAUGUCCAGCGUCUCCGUGAUUAUCAAGGCAGUCAGCGACUCUCACCGAGAUAUGCAGCUGGGACGAAUCAUUCUCGGCCCCUUCAUGUUCGCCCGUGGUAAAGCGCUCCAACACUGGACGGACGCGGUCACCAAUGCCCCGAAACAAGUUCAGGAGUGGCAUCGAUUUUCCUGA